CCUGUUGAAGUUAGGUCUUGAAAUUCAGUUUAAUAUUUUUAAAUAACAAUGACCGCUGAAAAUGAAAAAUGUGAAAAAAAGUCCAUUUCUGAGGAAAAUCAUACAAAAGCAGAAAAUAUCAAUAAUUUCCCACAAAGGAAGGAAAAUGUACAACCUCGUAGAUGGUAUGAGAAAAUUCUUUUCUAUGAAAAGAACGAACAAGUUCUUAAAACAAAAUGUGAAAUGAACGUUGCGAAAUGUGUGAAAGAGAGUCCUAUAGUUAAGCUAAUGUUGAAUGCCUUAAAGAGUUCUGGAUGCGAGUUCGAUAUCGCCCGACAUAUUUCGUGUGAUUUAUGCGAGGAAACAGUUUCCGGCGGUUAUGACGCAGAACUCAAUCAGGUUAUAAUUUGCUACAAUAUGUGUACCAACCAAAACUAUGUGCUAAGUACUUUAACACACGAGUUGAUUCAUAUGUUUGAUUACUGUCGUAACAAACUGGAUUAUAAUAAUUUGGAUCAUUUAGCUUGUACGGAGAUCAGAGCAGCUAACCAAUGCCAUUGCAGCUUCCUUGGAGCAAUGUAUCGAGGAACUGCCUCACCUUUCCAUAUAAAACAGGCACAUCGGGAUUGUGUUACAGACAAGGCUAUCAGAUCAGUACUUGCUGUAAAAGAGGUGUCGAAGGACGAUGCAACAGCUGCUGUAAUGCGAGUUUUCGAUAGAUGUUACAAUGAUUUAGAACCAAUUGGAAGACGAAUUCGACGAAAGUCGAACGAUAUGCGAAAAGCAUAUUUUGAAGGAUCAUAUUAUGGAUAUUCAGAUUAACAUAUAUACGUUUUACAAAAAUGUGAUUCUACGUUUAAUUUGUCCUGUUUCGAUACUUCGAAAUAAAUAAAAA
This is a messenger RNA of Eufriesea mexicana, 874 nucleotides long. Its product is annotated as mitochondrial inner membrane protease ATP23 homolog. The record is from RefSeq and is a predicted model, not a curated record. Lineage: Eukaryota; Metazoa; Arthropoda; Insecta; Hymenoptera; Apidae. The transcript is spliced from 5 exons. The coding region runs from base 49 to 801 and encodes 250 amino acids. Gene Ontology annotation, biological process: mitochondrial protein processing; mitochondrial proton-transporting ATP synthase complex assembly. Gene Ontology annotation, molecular function: metalloendopeptidase activity.